GACACCUCUGCACCUCGCUUGUGCGAAUGGCCAUGUGGAUGUUGUUACAUAUCUAGUGGAAAACAAGUGUAAGCUAAAUCUUUUUGACAAUGAUAACAGAUCACCACUGAUGAAGGCAGUACAGUGCCAGCAAGAAGAGUGUGUGGCUAUUCUGCUAGACCAUGGUGCCGACCCAAAUCUGGCAGAUGCUGAUGGCAACACUGCCCUUCACCUUGCUAUCAUAUCUCCUAAUGCGUCUGUAGCAAGGCUGUUACUUGAGCAUAAUGCCAAUAUUGAUGCUCACAAUAAGGAGGGAUAUACCCCACUUAUUCUUGCUGUCUCUGAACAUCAUGAAGAGAUAGUAGAGUUGCUCCUUAAAAAAGGAGCUGAUGUGCAUGCUCGAGAUCAGUGUGAAAGAACCCCACUUAUGACUGCUGCUUCUGGUGGGGAGCUUAAUUUGAUAAAAGUUCUUCUUCGGUAUGGUGCUGAUGUUUCCCAUAAAGACACUAAUGGAUGGACAGCUGAGGAUUAUGCUGUUAUUCAUGGAUAUUCUAGUCUUAGUAAACAACUGGCAGAAUACACAGACUGGGAAAACACAGGAGAAGCUUCUGCAGGUGGUGCACAAGGCAUCACGGUACUUAGCACUCCUCACCGGACAGCAGCUGCUGGCUUUACAUUGGGUGCCCCUGCUAUGGACAGAGGAGAUGAUGGUGAUGGUUCUAAAAUUGAAAGUCCUAAGACACCAAAGAAGAGCCGCAAACAAAGAACCCUGUCAGAUGCAAACCUGAACAAAGGAGAACGUGGAGAAUUGUUGAAUCAAGAUGUCUCAGAUGCAAGCAGCUUGGAGGAAGAAGAAUUGGAGGAGAAGGAUGAUGAUGAAAAUGAGAAUGGAGAUGAUUAUGAGGAGGAGGAGGAAGAAGAGGAUGAAGAUCUGGAAGAUGAAGAAACUCAGUCUAAUGACAUACUGGAGGAGGAGCAGGGAGACAAAUCAGAACCUAAACGGGAAAUUAAUCAGAAAUUGGAGUAUUUUAAUAAUGCGAAGUUUGAAGGGCAAGCUCGGUGUGGAACUGGACAUGUCUAUGAUGAUAAAAUAAGUAAAGAACUUGAUGAAGAGGUGGAGGAAUCUGUUGAUAUUCCUGUGUCUUUUAUAGCUGAGUGUUUUGAAAGACUGCAAGAAAAUGUAACUGCCGUGUCUCCAAAGAUAAUGAAUAAUGAAGUAUCUUGCAAGUCAGUACCAAAACAACCUGUCUUUCAAAAUCUGAAUAAUUUGCAAAAUACACAAGAAAGCUGGGGCAGGAAAAGCAUGAUUCAGGAGAAGUUUCACAGAAAUGCUGACUCCUUUUUGGCAGACUCUGAAAUGACAGGCUGUAAAAAAGAGAUACUUCAGCCUCUCUCAGAUAGUUGUGGUCUUAAAGAGAAAAAGUCAAACUUUGGUGAUGGCUUUGAAAGUGGUAAUAAUUCUUCGUCAACAGCAAAAAACCCAAGGCUUCAAAGUCAAAGACAGAAUUCUAUCAUUCUUGAACACAUGGAUGAUGAAGAUACUGAAGAAGAGCAGUAUGAAAAAGUAGAUGAUAAAGUCUGUGAAGCACCGAAACAACGUGAAAGCUUGCACUCAAAUAGGUGUGAAGAAAAUUUAAGGGCAGCAUUUCACUCAAGCACCAAAGAAGAAUCACUUCAACGGGAGGAGGAGGAGAAGGAAAACGCUGGUGAAGAGCUCCGAACUACAGUUGUUGAGAGUGUGAAAAAUUCUAUUUGUAAUGAUAGCCAUCAAGUCCACAAUACUUCAAAAGGCAAUGCUG
Molecule: messenger RNA, 1778 nt
Organism: Balearica regulorum gibbericeps (East African grey crowned-crane)
Lineage: Eukaryota; Metazoa; Chordata; Aves; Gruiformes; Gruidae
Source: RefSeq, a predicted model, not a curated record